UCUUCCGAUCUCAUGGGCAAGAUGGGGAUGAUGGUCAAUUUUAAUGUCUCGAGAAACACGAGGUUUGCCCAUUUGUUGAGCUUUUUGGAAAGCAAUAAAGAUUAUUUGAGGAUCAAUGCUGUCUCACUUCAAGCAGCGAGUAUUGAAGGACAAUUUCGCAGAAUUGGGCUUAUAAGUCACUUCAGAGAACGCGGAGCUUGGAUCCCCAGUGACAAAUUUGAAUGGAUAGUCCAGCGAAGAAGGAGAAAAUUAAUUCAAAACCAAAAUAAUUGGACCCGAGUUACCAAAGGUGCCCUACGUCGCCAGCAAUUCGCUGCAAUGCUCUAUAAAAAAAUACUGCAUGUUAUUGCAUCAUGGAACCCGUAUCUAUUUUCUAUUAUAUUCGCCUCGAUUGCCUUGAUUUUAACCAUGAUUGUUUCUGGGGCGUCAAAGUUUCCUAACAUCCAUUCACCAGAAUUAUUAUUGAAUCCUGAUAAUUAUACCCUACAGAAAUUAAUUCCUCUGGUUUUUGUAGACGACGAUGAAGAUGCUCGAAGUUUCUUCACAAUCUUCGACCAAACGUGUCAGAAAUUCAAUAUGAGCCCCCUUCAUAUCACGCAAAAUAUGACAGCGUCGGACUUGAUAGCUCAUCCGGAAAUGCAUUCAAUAAGCUUUCGAGAGCGAUAUUUCAUGGCAAUUGAUAUUCUAAAAGAUAAUAAAAUAGAAUUACUGUACUCACCUGUCCUCAUACACAGUGGACCAAUAUCGCUGAAUUUGUUGCACAGCGCACUCUUAUUGCAUAAUUCCCAGUCGAUGGAUACUCAAAUAAACUUAAUGAGUCGACCUCUGAUGGACCCUGAUAAUUGGCAAUACCGAAUAGCCCAUGGAAAAGGCAUAAAAAACUGGGAAAACGCCGUGGUCAUCACAACCCUCUUCAUUCUUCUACCGACUGUUGACCUGGGUGUCAGAGAGUCCAGAACAAUUGCCAAGUUGCUGCAAUUAAAUACCCAUCGGGUCAGUACGUUCGUUUAUUGGCUGCCGACAUAUUUUAUUGACAUUAUCAUUUAUUUGAUUUCUCUGCUCAUUACCUCCGUAAUAAGUUUCUCAGCUUACCGACAUGCUAUUACUGUUUCACCAGUUGUUGUAGCUGAAUUAUUUAUUAUCUUUUGGUGCUACGGGGCAGCAGCCAUUGCAAUGGGUUACUGCAUUCAAUUAUGGACAAAUCAUACUGGAAGAGUUUAUUUUUAUAUUAUGAUUAUCAACUUAUUAACUGCAAUCGUAAUCAAUCCAGAAAUACUAUUUCCGUUUAUAAUGUACAACAUAAAUCCAAAUUUUCAAAAAUACGCCGAAAUAGUCUUCCACAUAUUUCCACCUUAUGUUUUUUCCUGUGCAAUAGGAAAUUUCAUCGCCAUUAAAUUGUACAAUAAACAAUGCUCUGAGCACAAUGAUUGUGACAAUAAAUUUGCUUUGGAAGAUCCUUGUUGCUACAACUGCGAACAUAAUUUAUGCUUCAAUCCAUUGAACGAAUGGAUAGACUCGCAAACAGAUGCCUCCUUUCGUCACUCGGUAAUAAAUGACGUUAUUCUUUUGAUUUCACAGGCGGUUUGCUUCCAUUUGAUACUUAUUAUUUUUGAGCCAACCAGCCGAAGAAGAUGGUAUGCUAAUAAACCUCCUAAAGAAACAGUUGGUCCAAAAGAAGAAGAUCUUGUUAAAGAACAAGAAAUAAUUGAUAAAUUAGUUGAUCAAUAUGAAAAAAGUCAAUUUGUUCCUAAAAGGAAUGCCGUGAUUGUCAAAGGCCUAUCAGCUAAAUAUAAGAAAAAAGAAACUCUUCGCAAUGUGAAUUUUCGAAUCAAUAGACGGGAAUGUUUUGGAUUGUUGGGGAUGAAUGGAGCUGGGAAAACAACAAUUUUUCGGGCACUUGUUGGCGAAUCACGAGCUAAUAUUGAAAAAGCAUUAAUUUGUGGUAUCGAUUCUUCCCUAAAUGAUGAUAAAUUUUACGGAAUGAUUGGAUACUGUCCUCAAAAAGGCGGGCUAAUUGAUUUUCUCACUGGAAGACAGAGUUUAUUUUUCUUCGCAGCUUUAAGAGGAGUCCCUUGGAAGAAUAUUCGCGAUGAAGUUGAUAAAUGGCUUGAUAUUUUUGAUAUGUUGGAAUUUGAAAACAUUCCUCUGAAAAAUUGCGCGUGGGGUGUGAGAAGAAAAAUGUGCGUGUUACAAAGUCUUAUUGGGGACUUACCGAUUAUUUUCCUGGAUGAACCUUCUUCUGGGAUGGACAUAAUUGGCCGUAGUGCGCUUGAUGAGACUCUGUAUCAGCUUCGUGAAAUGGGUAAAUGUAUCUUCUUGACGACACACAGCAUUGAAGAAGCAGAAGCUCUUUGCGACCGGGUGGGAAUUUUAGCAGACGGUUAUUUGGCCACUGUGGGAUCUUGCGAACGUCUUGUUGAAAAACAGGGAAAUAAAUUUAUUUUGAAGGUUAUUUUAGACCCACAAACGUCGUUGUACACUGUUGAUUUUAUUUUGAAGUCUAUCGAAGAAGCGCUUCCAUCUUCUGUGUUUUUGGGCCGUCAUCUUGAUGUAUUGUCAUAUGAAUUCGAAAAAACAGACGACCUUGAGAGUGUAUACAGUAUCCUGAAUGCCGUGAAAUUAAAACACUCUGAAAUAACAAACUAUUUUAUAAACCAGCAAAGUCUUGAGCAAGUUUAUCAUCAACUCAGUAGAGAAAUUUAUCAUCAAGAGGAAGACUCUGACCAAAUGUCUCCUGUUCAGAGACUCAUGGAAGCAAUUCGGAUUUUUGAACGUCGUAGCACUGACAUGACGUUUUAGCAACAUUAGCAACUUGACAGGUAAAUACUUGAUCAUGCGCAAGAGGUCUUUGAUCGUAUAUAUAGUUUCUAGAAAAGACUACUCAGUUCGUCCUGAACCACGUGGUGUUUACGUUUAUAUAUUUUGUAUCAAUUAACCUAAAACAAAAAUGAAAGUAAAA
Messenger RNA from Cotesia glomerata, 2959 nucleotides. RefSeq names its product ATP-binding cassette sub-family A member 7-like. The record is from RefSeq and is a predicted model, not a curated record. Gene Ontology annotation, biological process: transmembrane transport; lipid transport. Bases 13 to 2799 code for a protein of 928 amino acids. Gene Ontology annotation, molecular function: lipid carrier activity; ATP binding; ABC-type transporter activity. NCBI's taxonomy places the organism in Eukaryota, Metazoa, Arthropoda, Insecta, Hymenoptera, Braconidae. Gene Ontology annotation, cellular component: intracellular membrane-bounded organelle; membrane. The transcript has 13 exons.